Phragmites australis (common reed) is the source of this 3815-nucleotide messenger RNA. RefSeq names its product exocyst complex component EXO70A1-like. The record is from RefSeq and is a predicted model, not a curated record. The transcript has 13 exons. Lineage: Eukaryota; Viridiplantae; Streptophyta; Magnoliopsida; Poales; Poaceae. Gene Ontology annotation, biological process: exocytosis. Bases 354 to 2309 code for a protein of 651 amino acids. Gene Ontology annotation, molecular function: phosphatidylinositol-4,5-bisphosphate binding. Gene Ontology annotation, cellular component: exocyst.
AUUACUGUGCGAUUAGGGGACAGAUCAAUGGUUUUUUGGACGGUCGGAUUGACUGAGGAACGAGUCCACGGCUGCUGUUGAUCUCCUUCAUCGAGUCCACGGCUGCUGUUGAUCUCCUUCAUCAGGGGUGGGAAGGCGACUCAAUUGUAAUCUUAUUUGAACCUAGCCAGUCCCUGACCAGAGAUAACGCGUUCGCGAGAGGAACAGCAUAUAACUUUUAUUCGUCAUUUGAAAUACGUAUCUCCUUUCUUAUCUCUAGUUGCAGCCUAUAAGUUCUUGUUCUUCUCUCUAUAGAGCUUGUUUCUUCUACUGCUGACAAGCAAAAAAGACUCACGAGAGACGAAAAAGGAGACAUGGAGCGAGCAGCAGCGGAGGUCCUACGUGAGAAGGCGAACCUCCUGCGCGAGUCGAUGCAGAGGGGCGAGGCGAUACACAGGGACGCGGUCGCGGCGUUCGCUUCCAUCACCAGCCACAUGACCGCCAUUGACGACGCCAUGCAACCUGCUCAGGCGAGGACGUACGACGCUUGCAGGGUCCACGACAACGUCCGGAGGAGCCUCAAGGCAGUCGAGCCGAUGGUUCGCCGGCUCGACCUUGUGCAAGAGGCAGACCUUGUGCUAUUGAACGGACCAAGUAAGGGUCUUACUGCCUAUCUUGACGCGGUGGAUAAAUUGAGAAGCGUUGAGUACUUCUUUAAUUCAAAAAGAAGCUACAGAACUAGUGACAACGUGCUCAAACAUGCUGAUGAAUUACUUUGUAAAGCUGCUGUAGAGUUGGAGAAUGAGUUCCACAGGCUCUUAUCCAAAUGCAGCAAACCUGUGGAACUCGAGUAUCUUUUCAACUCUCUUCCAAAUUUAGAUCAACGGUUGUCAAGUGAGAACAUUUUUGCUGGUAGCAAAAAUCUAUCAUCCAAAGAUUCUUCUGGUGGUCAGAUAGAUGUGAAUGCUGCAUACACUCUUCCCACACUCAUUGAUCCCUGUUACGUGCCUCUGCUCUCAAAGUUGGUUCAGAAAUCAGUUCAACUUGGUCGCCAUCAGCAGUUUCUGAAAAUAUACAGAGAAGUUCGUGGCUCAACUUUGGAUCUGAACCUUAAGUACUUGGGAGUUGAAUAUGUUACAACCGAAGAAAUGCAGAACACGCAGGCUGAAAACUUGGAUGCCAAAAUUGCUCAGUGGAUCCAAUUCUACCGAAUUGGGGUAAAGUUGCUUUUUGCUGCUGAACGUGAACUGUGCGAUCAAAUCUUUGAAGGAUAUCAUGCAUUGAAGGAUCACUGUUUUGCUGAAGUAACAGCAAAAAGUCUGUCAACUAUACUCAGCUUUGGAGAGGCUGUUGCUAAAUCCCAAGCAUCACCAGAUAAAUUAUUCAUGCUGCUAGAUAUGUAUGAGGCUUCAUUGGAACUUCGACCAGGGGUUGAGGUGGUUUUUGAGGGGCAUGCAUGCUCUGAAAACCGGAAAUUGGCACUUAGUUUGACCAAAUGCUUAGCACAGACUACAAAAAGAACUUUCAGCGACUUCAAAGAAAACAUUUUGAAGGAUUCAGCAAAUAGCACGACUACUGAUGGAGCUGUGCAUCCUCUUACCAGCUAUGUCCUUAAUUAUACCAAGUUUCUUUUUGACUAUCAGUCAUCACUAAAGCAGAUAUUAGAAGAAUCUGGUACUGGAGAUGGAACAAAUUCUGAUCUGGCCUCUCAAAUCAUGGAUGUUAUACAUGCUCUGGAGACCAACCUUGACGCCAAAUCGAAACAAUACAAGGAUCCUUGUCUGGCUCACAUAUUUUUAAUGAAUAACAUCCAAUAUAUUAUCAGGUCUAUAUGCAGUUCUGAAGUGAAGGACUUAUUUGGUGAUGAUUGGAUUCAAAGGCACCGAAGGAUUGUGCAGCAACAUGCUACUCAGUACAGAAGAGUUUCUUGGGGAAAGGCUUUGGAUUUUCUCUCAGCUCAUGGUCUAACUUCAUCAUUAGGUUCCACUAGAGAGAGUAAUCAAGGCAGUCUUCUAUCUAUCGGAUCUAACAGCAUUACAACUUCCAAAUCUGUCAUCAAGGAGAGAUUCAGGUCUUUCAACAUGCAAUUUGAAGAGGUUUGCCAGACACAGAUAAAGUGGGCUAUUCCUGACAGAGAGUUGCGAGAUAACCUUAUUCUUGCUAUCGCCGAAAUUCUGUUACCUGCUUACAGAGAUUUUCUGAAACGAUUCGGGCCUCUUGUUGGGAACAGCCAUAGCUCUUCGAAAUAUAUAAAGUACACUCCAGAAGCACUUGAGGAAGCACUUGGUAAUCUAUUUGCAAAGAAGUUAUUAAUUGAACAGGGAUGUUGAUUGGCUGAUUGCACCAAGCAUCCCAAUUAACUGUGAGGUUUGACUCCUGUAGGGAAAGGUAGCAGCUGCUACAAGGCAGCAAGGUCAAAAGUCUUAUUCAGUAUUCAUCAUUGAUCGCUAAAAGAAAUGCAAACCAUAAGACAUAUUUUGACGAGUCGCUGCCCAAGUUUGAGCGCAGGUGACUAGGUGAGUCUCCAUCCUCCAACGGCAUGUACUCUCGCUAUUUCCAAGGUAUACAUUGUGUCCCAUCGUUGGGUUGAUGGUUCUAAAACAUUGGGUUGUUCAUUUGGUAUGUGGAUAUAUAUGUAACCUUGUACCGCCGAUUCGCUAUCAAAUAAGGUAGUAUUAGGUGAUUUUACGUGUGAGCUGGGAGCUGAGGGGCUAUGGAGCCCAUGGCUUAGGAGACGUCCCUAACAUGGCUUCCCUCUCUGAGCUGUCCUUUGGAUUCCGUCUGCCAGCAACCAUGCUGCUCCUAGUGCCCAAUCAAACUUAGUUGUUUGGGCACAACACGACCCCAGCUCGAGUAAACACCAACGUGUAGACUGGACGGCCAGAUGAGAAGCUUCCAUUCCAGUCAUCGUUUACUUGGGUCGGUCUUGUAUCAUUGGAUGAUUGUAUCCACCUCCAUUUUUUAGCUGGUUUAGUUGUUGGCACAUGGAUGAUAGAAUCAGAAACAUGGUCUUGAUUUCUACCUCACCUAAUACUCCCAUUUCUCAACCUUUUUUUAAAGGCUCAUUUCCCAACUUUCAUAUAUGCUGAAAUUGGAGUUUUCGUCGCUCUCACGUCGUACCAUGUACGUUUAGUUUAGCCACGUCGUCUGUAGCCAACAGGUGUAGGCCAAGUAUGCAAAUGACCUGAUCAUGAGCUAGGCAUGUGCCUUGCUGCGGCAAGUAGACGGGAUAGUGGCCGGUGACGAGGAGUCUGGGAUUGCAGUCGGUGUGCACUAUUUGUGCAUUUUUGUGGCUGGGGGUGGAGCGGCACAUAUAGUCUGGUGGCUUGGGAAGGAAUAAGGAGGUGAUGGCGACCGUUUAUGUAUCGGUUUCUUGCGCUUUAGCUGAAUUUCCUUUGGCAUGCCAUGGAUGUCGACGCCCCACCGACCUUUUCCACUCGCCGAAGUCUCCUACUGCCAGUGAUAAUUCGUGAGCAGGGCUCGCCGUUGUAAUCCUCCUGCGCAGUUUUGUGGCCGCCUGCCGGUGACUUGUUACGCGAGGCUACAAGCCUGAAAUGACAGUGAUCGAGUGGCAUGAAUACGACUUGGUUUGCAGAAAUUAGUGGUGCCAGCAUGUGUACGUCAUGCGUGCGGACUUCGUCACCAGAUUGGUUUGACACGGCACCGUUUCUGUUGAUCACUGCGCUUUGCUUUCGUGCCCUUGUUAACGUGUAGAAGCGAGGUUGGAGAAUGCUAAGUACGACGAGAUAGAGUAAAGAGAGAAGAGAGGGCUCGGCGCGUCGCUGCAUGCGCUCCCCACCCCGAAACGAAAGUCGCGGCAGAGCAGCGUUCCUCCU